UUUUUAUGUUACCUUGUCUCACGAAUUAUUCAUAUAGAAAACGUUGGUCAUUGUGAAGUGAGUUCUUCCCAGUGUUGUCUCAUCAUGUUUAAGAGAAAUAUUUCGCUUGUAAUGAUGGUAGGGGUAUUGUUCUCAUUAACCACAUCUAAAGAGCUAGGUGAGCAAAUGUUUCUCUUUGGUGAUUUAGCAAAUCAUUUUAGAGAUAUAAAAACCUCACACCUAAAUGGCUUAGCCGACCUUGUGAAACGUGUUGAGGAAUUAGAAUAUUUUCGCGAACAGGACGGUCACAAGUUUUCUGAAGGUGUGUUUGAACUGCAACAAUUACGCGAGAAAGAUACUCAAGCUAUUAAACAUUUGAGUGAUGAAAUCACCGCAUUAAUCGCAGAAAACAAACACAUGAAGUCAAAGUUUAACGAUCGCGCACAACUAUCCGAAUCUCAAUCUCAUUCGGCAAUACAGAAAGCAAGCACUCUUAACCAACGUCCUCCGAAAUCAAUCUCCAUCCAAAUGCAACGCUCAGGUUCAUCACCGGGUACCAUUGCCUUCUACACUACUCUCAGCCAACUCCUGGUAAGUCCCGGGAUAAGUCAGAAGAUAUCUUUUGACAAUGUCAUAACUAACGUGAACGCUCACAUAAGCAACUUCACCGGCGUGUUCACGUGCAGUCGAGCUGGCGUGCACGUGUUUUCAUGGCAGACACUUCUUGCAGAGUCCCACUACAUCAUAACCGAACUCGUUCGAAACGGCCAAAGCGUUGGAUCAGAGGAGUUAGGUAGCACCAGAACGGCCGUGUCCGAUUCCUCUACUGCUGUGGUUGACUUAGCCGUGAAUGAUGAAGUGUGGGUCAGAGUAGCCGCACACGCCGUCAAUUCGGACAUCCAACCUCACCUCACUACUUUCUCCGGCUUCAGACUUCCUUAGUGUAUGCUUCGCAUGAAACCAAUAUAUUUCUGUUGUAAUCAAUACUACACAGAAUAAAACAACGUAUGUA
Molecule: messenger RNA, 991 nt
Organism: Mizuhopecten yessoensis (Yesso scallop)
Lineage: Eukaryota; Metazoa; Mollusca; Bivalvia; Pectinida; Pectinidae
Exons: 2
Coding region: 85-921 (278 amino acids)
Molecular function (GO): protein binding
Source: RefSeq, a predicted model, not a curated record